UGAUGGACCGAAAUCGACGGCUCGAGGCUCGGUUGCAGCUGCCCCGCGAUGUCUAGUUGCUUCAAGCUAACUGACACGGCACUCCCAGCUUCGUCGGAUGAAACGGAUGAGUUGCGGCCUUGCAGGACUUAAUGUAGCUCUCGUAAAUGCUGCCAGUAUGCCGCUCUCAAGUGCAGCAGAGCUGUGUCGAGGCAGGGCAAGUGGCCUGUUUCCGGAGCUGUUGCGUCAUGGGUGGGGUAGCUUUACUAGGCCCAAAUCCGUCCCGCUUCUCCUCUCCUUCCGACUUUCCAAGCCAUGUAGCUACCUACCUACUUAGCAAGCAAGGUUGACAGGCGGCCACAAAGAAAGCCCGGAGUAUAUGUGUAGAACCUCGCUGCGGUAGGUUGAAUGAAGUGACUAACAGAUUGAGCGCAUGUCGCUCCUCUCAAAAG
This is a messenger RNA of Parathielavia appendiculata, 431 nucleotides long. RefSeq lists its product as uncharacterized. The coding region runs from base 98 to 316 and encodes 72 amino acids. Lineage: Eukaryota; Fungi; Ascomycota; Sordariomycetes; Sordariales; Chaetomiaceae. The transcript has a single exon. The record is from RefSeq and is a predicted model, not a curated record.